Molecule: messenger RNA, 207 nt
Organism: Dibothriocephalus latus
Lineage: Eukaryota; Metazoa; Platyhelminthes; Cestoda; Diphyllobothriidea; Diphyllobothriidae
Source: the annotation of a GenBank genome assembly
AUGAUAGAAGACAGCGAGAUCUGCAAACUGCCCGCCGAAAGAGGACGAUGCAAAGGCGUCGAACUUCGGUUCUACUUUGAUGCAAGUGACGCCACCUGCAAGUCAUUCACCUACGGCGGAUGCCGUGGGAACGAGAACAAUUUUGAAUCCGAGGCGGAGUGUUUGGCUAAAUGCAGCAGUUCAGGUAUGGUUCGUUUUUUGGCAUGA